Amphiprion ocellaris (clown anemonefish) is the source of this 2585-nucleotide messenger RNA. RefSeq lists its product as uncharacterized. The coding region runs from base 188 to 1216 and encodes 342 amino acids. The record is from RefSeq and is a predicted model, not a curated record. The transcript is spliced from 7 exons. Lineage: Eukaryota; Metazoa; Chordata; Actinopteri; Pomacentridae.
GAAGCAAGGCUUGCCCGAGUGAGAGAAAAGUUACUGGAAUAAAAAGAAAGAAAGGAGGAAGUCAGAACAUGAUGGGAGGUGGUGAAAUGAGGUUUCCUGCUGUAUUUCACAACCUCGCCAUCAGCAGUCUUGUUUUCUGGCUGCAGAAGUGAGUUAAACCCCAAAGAGACACCGCAGAGAACUGAGGAUGGCGGUUUGGGACGAAAAGGUUCUUUGGAGCUUCAUGGUGCUUCUAGCAGGUACUGUGGCUCAAAAUGUGAGCUAUCCUGUUCGAUCAGUUUGUGCUAUGGAAGGAUCGACGGUCACUCUGCCCUGCACCUUCACAUACAAAGAGUUUGCAGAGAAGAAUGGAAGAAAGGUUUCCAUGCAGAUUGUCAGAGUGGUCUGGUGUAAGAACCAUGAGAUCUGUCAGGGUAUCACGCCAUCUGUAUACGACAGCGAAAAACCCAGCGACCAACGCUAUCGAUACCUGGGAGACAAGAAGGGAAACUGCACUUUACAGAUCAGAAACGUAAAGAAGGGAGACAACGCAACCUUUCGCUUCAGGAUGGAAACAAACGUUGCAGACCAAAAUUUUACUGGGAAAACUGGAGUGAAUGUCACCGUCAACUAUGGCAGUAAAAUGAAAAUAAACAGCUCUAGUGGUGCUGGAGAGAUGAGAGGGGGUGAGACGGUCACACUGCGAUGCACUUCAGUCUGCUCUUCCCACCAACUGGUCAUCACCUGGUCAAAAGAUGGACUGACCCUCCCAGAUUCUGGCCCCGUCCUCCAGAUUGGUCCUGUGACUGCAAGGGAUUCUGGGAACUACACGUGUGCUGUGAAAAACAAGCCAAAUACAAGAUGUGUGCCAUACACCGUGCAGGUGAAGGAGGCAGAGGCAGACGGUAACCUGCCUCUAAUAGUCGGUGUGGUGUCUGGGGUCCUGCUGGCUGUCAUCACUCUCAUACUGGUCUUCUUCAUCAUCAAAAGGAGGCGAGUGGCAGCAGAGGAUCAGAGUGAUGUGGGAGGUGAAACGGAGGAAAAGCAUCGUGAUUACAUCUCCAGCAACAUCAUGCCUCCUGCAGAGCUAGAGGAAGUCUAUGACCGACCACAAACCAGCCGAGCUGUGGAGGACGUCAGCUACGCCGCUGUCCAGUUCAAACAAAACAAACAGAAAAGACAAGUGCAGGAGGCAGAGGACUCCAUCAUCUACUCUUCAGUCGCCACUCGAGGCUGAAGUGACAUCUCACAGGAUGCCAUUGAAUAUACCGACCGCUGGAGGCUCUGCCCAAUGGGAGAUUACAUUUGUCAGUUACUUUGAUCAAGUUCACUUUUAUCAGUCUGGUAAGUGAUGGUUUGUCACAGCAGUGUAUAGUGUGUGUUGACCUUCUACUUGACAGCAAGCAAAAGGUUCUCUACAGGAAACAAAAAUUACUUUUUGGAAGGUCAGAGCUUCUUCUCUCCAUUUAGAUUCAGGCUUUUCUUCUGUUACUUACUUGUGUCUUCCUGUAACACACUUCAGUAAGAGCUAUAUUUCUGUACUUACAGAUGUGGGGGUACAGUGGGUGUUUUUCAAGCCAUUCUGGCCCACAAGCCGCUGUGCAGUGGAAGAUAAGGCAUAUAUCAGGGUAUCUUGAGCUAGACUUGAAGUAUGAGCAAAUGGACAUAGCACGCAACAGUAUUCAUUUUGUAAGAACAGAUGCAGUAAAUUCUGGACGCAAAAAGAAAUUGUGUGAAAUUUAAUUUGGAGCAGUAUGUAACCAGCAUUGCCCAAACAGACUGGGCUUUUCAGGAGUCAGGUUUAAAGAUACAGGAGCUAAAAGUGUGUUAGAAGAUGUGUGAUGUAAAGUCAUUAGAAAAAUGUUUGGUUAGGUAAAUUGUGUGACAAGGAGGCUUCUUUUCUCAUCGACUUCUAUGCAAUCGUACUUCUUCUCCCGAGGAGUCGCCCCCUGCUGGCUGUUAGAAAGAACGUGUGUUGAGGUCACUUUUCAGAUCCGGAUUAUAUACAGUCUGGGUUUUCUGUUACUGUCCUUCCACUGCAACUCAUCAGGGACAAGACAGCAACUUUGGAAGGUAUUUGCUUUAGUUCUGACUGCUUAGGUUCGUACAAACAUCUUCCAUUACUUUUUUUUUUUUUUUUUUUUAACAAACCCUUCAUGAAAGUUAAUGUCCCAUAUGAGCGGGAGAAAACAUUACAGCAAGAUACCUGGUACUGAAAAAAUGUAAUCUAGCCUAAAAAAACAACAACAAAAAAAAAACAGUUCCAGCAAGUAUCAGCUGGUGUGUUCAGAACCAUAUCAGAAGUAGAAAUCUGUUGAAAUCAUCCAAACCUAAAGUUGAGCAGGAUUUUGUCUCAUUGUUUGUUCUCAUUGCAAAUAAAUUAUUUUGUUUUUACCUGUCAUUUUUAUUUUUGCAAUUAAACACAAACAUGCAUAUUUCUGUAAUUUACUGUUUUAUAUGAAAUGCUUUAUUUUGUGCCCUGUAAAUAAAGAUGAAUUUAAAUUGAGUGUUCCUGUUUUUGUGUUGGGAAACCCAGAAACAGGUACACAUCCAAUGAAAUGUAAAAUCUUAAUAAAGACAAUAUAUUGGGCUUACCAGCACUGAGA